CGGAGGGCGGCGUGGAUUUCGGAGUCAGGGUUUCUGCCGCCUCCAGCCCUGUUUGCAUGUGCGGGGCCGCGGCGAGGAGCCUCCGCCCCCCGCCCGGUUGUUUUUCGGCGCCUCCCUCCGCGCGGUGGCGGCGGCGGCGGCGGCGGCGGCAGCAUGGCGAGCCCUCCCGAGACCGACGGCUUCUCCGACGUGCGCAAGGUGGGCUACCUGCGCAAGCCCAAGAGCAUGCACAAGCGAUUCUUCGUGCUGCGGGCGGCCAGCGAGGCUGGGGGCCCGGCGCGCCUCGAGUACUACGAGAACGAGAAGAAGUGGCGGCACAAGUCGAGCGCCCCCAAACGCUCGAUCCCCCUCGAGAGCUGCUUCAACAUCAACAAGCGGGCCGACUCCAAGAACAAGCACCUGGUGGCCCUCUAUACCCGGGACGAGCACUUUGCCAUCGCGGCGGACAGCGAGGCCGAGCAGGACAGCUGGUACCAGGCCCUCCUGCAGCUGCACAACCGUGCCAAGGGCCACCACGACGGGGCCGCGGCUCCCGGGGCGGGAGGCGGCGGGGGCAGCUGCAGUGGCAGCUCCGGCCUUGGCGAGGCUGGGGAGGACUUGAGCUACGGGGACGUGCCCCCAGGACCCGCCUUCAAGGAAGUCUGGCAGGUGAUCCUGAAACCCAAGGGCCUGGGUCAGACAAAGAACCUGAUUGGUAUCUACCGCCUCUGCCUGACCAGCAAGACCAUCAGCUUCGUGAAGCUGAACUCGGAGGCUGCCGCGGUGGUGCUGCAGCUGAUGAACAUCAGGCGCUGUGGCCACUCAGAGAACUUCUUCUUCAUCGAAGUGGGCCGUUCCGCAGUGACGGGACCCGGGGAGUUCUGGAUGCAGGUGGAUGACUCUGUGGUGGCCCAGAACAUGCACGAGACGAUCCUGGAAGCCAUGCGGGCCAUGAGCGAUGAGUUCCGCCCUCGAAGCAAGAGCCAGUCCUCCUCCAACUGCUCCAACCCCAUCAGUGUCCCCCUGCGCAGGCAUCACCUCAACAACCCUCCACCCAGCCAGGUGGGGCUGACCCGCCGCUCGCGCACAGAGAGCAUCACUGCCACCUCCCCGGCCAGCUUGGUGGGCGGGAAGCAGGGCUCCUUCCGGGUCCGCGCCUCUAGUGAUGGCGAAGGCACCAUGUCUCGCCCUGCCUCUGUGGACGGCAGUCCUGUGAGUCCCAGCACCAACAGGACCCAUGCCCACCGGCAUCGCGGCAGUUCCCGGCUGCACCCUCCUCUCAACCACAGCCGCUCCAUCCCCAUGCCUUCUUCUCGCUGCUCGCCUUCCGCCACCAGCCCGGUCAGCCUAUCGUCCAGUAGCACCAGUGGCCACGGCUCCACCUCGGACUGUCUCUUCCCACGGCGGUCUAGUGCUUCCGUGUCCGGUUCCCCCAGUGAUGGCGGUUUCAUCUCCUCUGAUGAGUAUGGCUCCAGUCCCUGCGACUUCCGAAGUUCCUUCCGCAGUGUCACCCCGGAUUCCCUGGGCCACACCCCGCCGGCCCGCGGUGAGGAGGAGCUGAGCAACUACAUCUGCAUGGGAGGCAAGGGGGCCUCCACCCUCACGGCCCCCAAUGGUCACUACAUUUUGCCUCGGAGUGGCAACGGUCCCCGCUACAUCCCGGCAGCCGGCUUGGGCACGAGCCCAGCCCUGACAGGGGAUGAAGCAGCCAGUGCUGCAGAUCUGGACAAUCGGUUCCGAAAGCGGACUCACUCUGCUGGCACGUCACCUACCAUUUCCCACCAGAAGACCCCAUCCCAGUCCUCUGUGGCCUCCAUUGAGGAAUAUACCGAGAUGAUGCCUGCCUACCCACCAGGAGGUGGCAGUGGAGGCCGAGUGCCCAGCUACCGGCACUCCGCCUUCGUGCCCACCCACUCCUACCCAGAGGAGGGUCUGGAAAUGCACCCCUUGGAGCGGCGUGUGGGCCACCACCGCCCAGACACCUCCAACCUCCACACCGAUGAUGGCUACAUGCCCAUGUCCCCAGGGGUGGCCCCAGUGCCCGGGAGCCGAAAGGGCAGUGGGGACUACAUGCCCAUGAGCCCCAAGAGCGUGUCUGCCCCUCAGCAGAUCAUCAACCCCAUCAGACGCCAUCCCCAGAGAGUGGACCCCAAUGGCUACAUGAUGAUGUCCCCAAGCGGCAGCUGCUCUCCUGACAUUGGAGGCGGGCCCAGCAGCGGCGGCAGCAGCGGUGCCGCCCCUUCUGGGAGCAGCUAUGGCAAGCUCUGGACGAAUGGGGUAGGGGGCCACCACUCUCACGCCCUGCCACACCCCAAACUCCCUGUGGAGAGCAGUAGCGGCAAGCUGUUGUCUUGUACGGGUGACUACAUGAACAUGUCGCCAGUGGGGGACUCCAACACCAGCAGCCCUUCCGACUGCUACUGUGGGCCUGAGGACCCCCAGCACAAGACAGUCCUCUCCUACUACUCAUUGCCAAGGUCCUUUAAGCACACCCAGCGCCCCGGGGAGCUGGAGGAGGGCGCCCGGCACCAGCACCUCCGCCUUUCCUCCAGCUCGGGUCGACUUCUCUAUGCUGCGGCGGCGGAAGAUUCCUCCUCGUCCACCAGCAGCGACAGCCUGGGCGGGGGAUACUGCGCGGCUAGGCCCGAGCCCGGCCUCCCGCAUCUCCACCAUCAGGUCCUGCAGCCCCAUCUGCCUCGAAAGGUGGACACAGCUGCCCAGACCAACAGCCGCCUGGCCCGGCCCACGAGGCUGUCCCUGGGGGAUCCCAAGGCCAGCACCUUACCCCGGGCCCGAGAGCAGCCGCAGCCCCAGCCGCAGCCGCCGCCGCCCCUGCUGCCCCCUCCGGAGCCCAAGAGCCCAGGGGAAUAUGUGAAUAUUGAAUUUGGGAGCGAUCAGCCGGGCUACUUAUCAGGCCCCGGGGCUUCCCACAGCUCGCCUUCUGUCCGGUGUCCAUCCCAGCUCCAGCCGGCUCCCAGAGAGGAGGAGACGGGCGCGGAAGAGUACAUGAACAUGGACCUGGGGCCGGGCCGGAGGGCCGCCUGGCGGGAGAGCGCUGGGGUCCAGCCGGGCAGCAUGGGCCCGGCACCCCCUGGAGCUGCUAGCGUGUGCAGGCCCACCAGGGCAGUGCCCAGUAGCCGGGGUGACUACAUGACCAUGCAGAUGGGCUGUCCCCGGCAGAGCUACGUGGACACCUCGCCAGUCGCCCCUAUCAGCUAUGCGGACAUGCGGACCGGCGGCGGUGGCCUCGUGGAGGAGGCCAGCCUGCCUGGGGCCGCCGCGGCCACGCCCUCCUCAUCCUCGAAGGCCUCUGCUUCCCCCGCCGCGCCUCAAGGAGCAGAGGAGCUGGCGGCCCGCUCUUCCCUGCUGGGAGGCCCGCAGGGACCCGGGGGCUCGAGUGCCUUCACGCGGGUGAACCUCAGUCCCAACCGCAACCAGAGUGCCAAAGUGAUCCGUGCCGACCCGCAAGGGUGCAGGAGGCGGCACAGCUCCGAGACCUUCUCCUCGACGCCCAGUGCCACGCGGGCAGGCAACACGGUGCCCUUCGGAGCGGGGGCUGCAGCCGGGGGCGGCGGUGGUGGCAGCAGCAGCACGGAGGACGUGAAACGCCACAGCUCUGCUUCCUUUGAGAACGUGUGGCUGCGGCCUGGGGAGCUCGGGGGAGCCCCCAAGGAGCUGGCCCAAGUGUGCGGGGCCGCCGGGGGUUUGGAGAAUGGGCUUAACUACAUAGACCUGGAUUUGGUCAAGGACUUCAACCAGAGCCCUCAAGAGCGCCCCGCUCAGCCGCAGCCUUCUCCUCCCCCGCCCCCUCAUCAGCCUCUGGGACGCAGCGAGAGCGGCUCCACCAGCCGCUCCAGCGAGGAUUUAAGCGCCUAUGCCAGCAUCAGUUUCCAGAAGCCGCCAGAGGACCUCCAGUAGCUCAACUGGACAUCACAGCAGACUGCAGUUUUCUGGAGCUUGGCCGGCCACUUUGUUUCGGGGAAGCUUAUUGCUUCACAGGGAGACCAUCUGACAGUUGUUAUCUGUCACCUGAGAGACAGAACUGCCCUCAUUGGGAGCCAGAGGCAGCGAUGAGCUGUGCUUCUCACCGACCUCCCACCUCCCCAGCCCCCGCCAUCAUCUGGGACGACCCGAGGAAGGGGACCAGUGUGACACCAAAUGUUCACAGGAGGAUGAAGAUUUCUCCACCCACCAAGGCCAGCCUCGGUCUCUCCUUGAGCCCCCGACAAAGGGGAGAACCAUCAGAGUCGUCUGUAUGGAAGUCUGUACUCUGAUCUCCUUCUCUCCUUCCAGCUCUCUCCUCUUUCUCCCCUUCCAUCAACCUUCCCUCCCUUUAUCUCUGCCACAACAGUCUGCGGGAUGGCGGUGGGGUAACGUCUCUCCAGGAGGCAAACACAAUGGCAGAUAUAACACUGAGUACAAGCCAGUGGUCCAUGCCUUCAAGGAGGCGCCCAACCACAAUAAGAAUAAAAUCCAUGCUUUUUCCCAUCAACAGCAUAGGAGGGUUUCCUUUUCUCCACACCCUCUCCAGCACUUUUUUUUUUUUCGGUACGCGGGCCUCUCACUCUUGCGGCCUCUCCCAUUGCGGAGCACAGGCUCCGGACGCGCAGGCUCAGCGGCCAUGGCUCACGGGCCCAGCCGCUCCGCGGCAUGUGGGAUCUUCCCGGACCGCGGCAGCAACCCGUGUCCGCGGCAUCGGCAGGCAGACUCUCAACCACUGCGCCACCAGGGAAGCCCUCCAGCAUUUAUUGUUUGUAGAUUUUUUGAUGAUGGCCGUUCUGAUGGGUGUGAGGUGAUACCUCAUUGUAGUUUUGAUUUGCGUUGCUCUGACAGUUAGUGAUGUUGAGCAUCUUUUCAUGUACUUUGUAAUAUGGGAAAAGAGGCUAAAAAAGAGUGAAUAAAUAUAGAUGUAUAACAGAUUCACUUUGCUGUACACCUGAAACGGACACAACAUUAUAAUAAAUCAACUAUACCCCCCCAAAUUUUUUUUAAAAGUUCACAAAGUGUAUCAACAGUGCAAAAAUAAAAAUGGAUAUAAUGAAGAAAAAUAAAAACUCCUUGCCCUUCAUCAGAGCCAGCAAUGACCCUUCAUCAGAGCCAGCAAUGACCGGCCCCUGCCAUCUCUUCACAUUUACCCCCUACCAUGUCUUCCAUGGGUCACCCUGCUGUCAGCUCAUUCUCACCCAGAGCCUCCACACUGAUCCGUCCCCUCCUCCCGAAAUGCUCUGGCUUUAGCACUUCUCAUAGGUGCUUCCCUCUUAUCCUGGUUUUAGCCCAAACGCUCCCUUCCCAGAGAACCCUUUGUCUCCCAAAACCUCUAUCGCUCUCUUGCAUAUUUUUUUUAGUUUUUUCACAGAACUAAUCUUCAUCUGAAACUCUCUCUGUGUUUAUUUGUUUGUUUGUUUACUUUCUGCCUUUACCCACUCCCAAACUCUCUUUUUCUCCAUGUGGCCCCCAGUGCCUGACAUGCUAGUCUGUUUUCAAGAAAUAUCUGUUGAAUGAAUGGAUAAAUAGAUACUCUAGUAGGGGACAUAAGAAAUACAAAAGUAACAUCAUAAAUAAUGAAAUAAUCAUUGACCUUUUUGGUAUUUUACCAAGCACUGUGUUUUAUGUAUACUAUCUCCAAUCUUCAAAACAAUUAUGAGAGAGAGAGUAUUACUUUUAUAUUUUUCCAAAAAAAAAGGAGGCUCCCGAGCGUUGGUAUUUUCCCAAGGCCACCCACCUUGUGAGCAAAGGACCUGGUAUCCAUCCUCAGACAGGUCUGACUCUCAAGCCAGCAGUGGUCCUUUCCUCUUGACCAUGAUGUCUCAUACACGUAAACAACUAUAAUACAAGCCAGAAAGAGAUAAGCUCCGUGAGAGGUACAGAUAAACUAUCACGGGAAUUCAGAGAAGGAAGACGUGGCCUCUGGGUGAGGGCAACAAGAAAGGAUUGUAACAAGGUGGUUUUGCUUUUCGGGACCUCGGCCCCUGAAGACUCAAGGGAGGGAGGGAGGAGGAUUUGGACAGUUGGAGGUGGAAUGUGAAAUCCUGGAGUGUGCUGAAGGAAAAUACCAGAAGGCUACUGUGUGUGUGUGUGUGUGUGUGUGUGUGUCUGUGUGUGUCUGUGUGUGUAUUACAGCAGAGAGUAAAAAGGUGAGAAUGACAAUAUGAGUUUAAAUUCUAUUCUGAGAAAGCUUGUAAGUAGCUGUAGGAGGGCAUAUUCCUUCUUUUAUCCAGUUCUACCUUCGAUUCUUCUUUCAAGGCAAAUGUACACAUCUGUAUCUAUUAGAGUAAGAGCUUCAUAUAAACCUCUAUGAUCCCCCAUUUCUGUUUAAGCAGACCUUGCUAUUUAGCUACCAAAAAAAAUGUAUUUUCCUACUGAGUCACAUUUCAAUGUCAGAUGUGGGCUAAAUGUUCCCAGGCCUAUCUAGCCUCGGGGGGUUACAUGUGACCACUUUACCACUUAAAUCCUAAUCUUCGUGAUCCAGUGUCUCCGUCUAUUCUAGUAGGAUUUAUGUCGCCUGCAAAGUCUCUGCCCAGAUUUUCCUUGAGUCCUCAGGAAGGCACAUCAGCUGUGUUCACACAAGUCCUCCUUGCUUGGUACCGCUUUGCCUUCUCUCUGCUGCUGGAUGCUGAAGUCUCCACAGGCUCUUCGACUCUGUGUUUUGGACCAAGUUUCCUGCUUAGGACUCCAAACCCAGAGUUCCUAGUUUCCAAAUUGGCUGCAUUCCUUUCAGUCCUCCUGGCAGUGGAGCCUCCCAGGACAGGGACAAAGGCCUCCUCUCUUCUGAGGGCUAAGACCUGUGGGGGCGGGCUGGGAAUCAGAAUCGAAAGCACAGUGAAAGGACCGGCAUCAUAAUAGAUUCCAUUUAGAUUGAUACCAAUAUGUUGUUAUGGAACUGAAUGUGAAAGUUAUCAACCCUGAUGAUGUCAAGGUGAUAGUGAUAGUAUAAUGAAAUGGAGGUCAUGUAUAUCACUGAUUUCCUGAUCUUUCAGGUGAAGAUAGAAAAUUUAUAAUUUAUAGCUGAUAAAGCAAAUGGUAGAAGUAAUAGUAUAUUUAAAGUAAAAGUAUAAACAUAAAAUUGGAGGAAGCGACUAUAAUAAUUGUGAUCUACUGGUUGCCUUUAUAACUACAACCAUAUCACAGUUUAACAUGACAAAGAGGGCAAUUAGGAAUGAGGAUCUAACAGUUUGGAGUCUACAAAAGCCUAAGAAGACAGUAUCAACAUGCACAAAGAAAAACAGGCAGAUAUACUUUAUAGGAAGAGACUUUUCUGCGUUCUUUUAGUCCAUGGUACAUCAAGUGAAUAUAAAGUAAUAAAGGCAGUAGAAGAUAUAAAUAACAAAAUUAACAAGAGAAAGUCAAUCGAUAUAUAUUAUACACUGUCCCAUGAAUACAAAGCAUACAUUUUCCCCCAAGUGGCCAUGGAAUGUUCACCGAAAAAUAACUAUAUAUUAGGACACAGAGAAAACUAAGUGAAGUCUGAAAAGUAACAUCUGUACAAAACUCAUGUCCUGAUUGUAAUGGAAAAAAAAAAUUCGAAGAAAAAACCCAAACAAUAAAAGGACGACUCACCUGGAAAAUUUUUUUUAAAGGUUUCUUAGGUAACCCUUGAGUCAAAGAGGAAUACAAAACCAAAAUUACAGAAUAUUUUACCCUGCCUUGACCUCUCUAUGUGGCCCUGUGAGGUCUGCUGUGUACUUCCUGCAGGACCUAUGAGUAAUAAACAUCUCUAUUUCAAUUUCUCCUGGUCUUCUGUUGAAUUGUGGCUCACCAUCCAGCACCCUGGGGCUCUAGUUCA
Molecule: messenger RNA, 7762 nt
Organism: Orcinus orca (killer whale)
Lineage: Eukaryota; Metazoa; Chordata; Mammalia; Artiodactyla; Delphinidae
Gene: IRS1
Product: insulin receptor substrate 1
Exons: 2
Coding region: 154-3897 (1247 amino acids)
Biological process (GO): insulin receptor signaling pathway
Cellular component (GO): cytosol; plasma membrane
Molecular function (GO): phosphatidylinositol 3-kinase binding; insulin receptor binding
Source: RefSeq, a predicted model, not a curated record